AUGAAGACCUUGACUCUCCUCGCCAUCUGCGCUCUGCUCUCCGUGUGCUGGUCCAUGGGAGCGAUUGAGCCUGAGGUCAUCACUGACGACGCUGCUGACACAUCUGUGGAUGCUGACCCUGCUGCUGACCCCGCCGCCGACCCUGCGACUGGCGCCGCCGCCGACCCUGCUGCUGGCGACUCUGACUCUGAUUCUUCCUCCUCUUCAGAGUCAGAUUCAGCCUCUUCUUCCGCGUCCGACUCAGCGUCUGAUUCUGACUCCAACUCUGAGUCUGACUCUUCACAGUCCUCAGAGUCCUCAGAGUCAUCUGAAUCUUCAGAGUCCUCAGAGUCAUCAGAAUCCUCAGAAUCCUCCGAGUCAGACUCCUCUGACUCCAAUGGAUCUGACUCUUCAUCAUCUUCCUCUUCAUCUUCAUCUUCCUCGUCCUCCUCAUCAGAGUCAGCCAGCACUGAGGCCACUGAAGUGGUCAUGAAGAGAGACCUGGCAGCUGUCCUCCUCAGGACAAGAAGAGCUCCCGGGGGAGAGCUGACACCUCUCCAGAUUGAAAGCCUGAAAGAGGUGUGUGAGCUGAACGUGGCCUGUGACGAAAUGGCCGACACGGAGGGGAUUGUUGCCGCCUACACUGCCUAUUACGGACCGGUUCCCUUUUAA
Molecule: messenger RNA, 651 nt
Organism: Synchiropus splendidus (mandarinfish)
Lineage: Eukaryota; Metazoa; Chordata; Actinopteri; Syngnathiformes; Callionymidae
Product: osteocalcin 2-like
Exons: 4
Coding region: 1-651 (216 amino acids)
Biological process (GO): osteoblast differentiation; regulation of cellular response to insulin stimulus; response to vitamin K
Cellular component (GO): extracellular region
Molecular function (GO): hydroxyapatite binding; structural constituent of bone; calcium ion binding
Source: RefSeq, a predicted model, not a curated record